Taeniopygia guttata (zebra finch) is the source of this 5619-nucleotide messenger RNA. The record is from RefSeq and is a predicted model, not a curated record. NCBI's taxonomy places the organism in Eukaryota, Metazoa, Chordata, Aves, Passeriformes, Estrildidae.
GAGAGGGCGGGUCCGGCCCGGCCCUGCCCUGCCGGGCCGAGGUGGUGCCGUGGAAAAAAAAGUUGUGGCGGCUUCAGAGCCGGGCGGUGAGAGCGCUGCGAGUACCUCGUAAAGCCGGCGGCUUCAGAGAAGCGCGGCCCCAGCUCAGUACUUCCUCCUGCUGAUAACAUCUCCGCCAGCGCUCGUCACGGGUGGCGGCCGCCGCCGCCGUCGCUGCCCUACUUGAAUCGGUUUCAGACUCCUCCCGAGGCGAGACGGGAGCGGGAGAGCGGCGAGGCGGGAGGGAGGAGGCGAUGCUCGGGGCCGCGCCGCUCCGCCCGGCCUCCUCCGCCCCGCGCAGAGCCAGCCGGGCGGCGGAGCUGCGGCUGGAGCCGGCAUGGGAACCUUAGGCAAGAGGAGAGAAAACCAGCAACCUGCCCAAGCAUGCAGCACUGCCCCUGAAUCAGCACUGGAGCUGCAGCAGGGCAGCCACUGUCACAGCCUCUCGAGUCAUACUCAGGUCAUGAUGGUGCCAUUGGGGCACCUAGCCAAAGGAGCCACUCUGGAAGACCUUCUUGAAACCUGCAUUCAGUCUUUUGAUUUAGAAGGAAAUGCAUGUCAAAACAACCAGCUGCUAAAAAUAAUUCUGGCCAUGCAUCAGUUUUUCAUCUCCUCUGCAGACAUGCUUCAGAAACUUGUUGAUCUCUAUCUUAAUGCUUUAGAAAAUAAUUCUUCCAUGCUGUGUGUGAAGAUCUGCUAUUUUGUGAGGUAUUGGAUUACAGAAUUCUGGAUUAUGUUCAAAAUGGACUCUAAACUAUCCACAGCUAUGGAGGAAUUUCAAGAAGUGGUUCGAGCUAAUGGUGAGGAGUUACAUUGUCGUCUAAUUGACACAUCUCAAAUAAAUUCUAGGGAUUGGUCUAGAAAGCUGACACAGCGUGUAAAGGCCAACACCAGUAAGAAAAGGAAAGUGUCACUUCUUUUUGAUCACCUUGAGCCAGAGGAGCUGUCAGACCACCUUACCUAUCUUGAGUUUAAGUCUUUCAGAAGAAUAUCAUUCUCAGAUUAUCAGAACUACAUUGUGAAUAGUUGUGUGAAAGAGAACCCAACAAUGGAAAGAUCGAUUUCUCUUUGCAAUGGUAUCUCUCAGUGGGUGCAGCUAAUGGUGCUCAGCAGACCAACACCACAGCUUCGGGCUGAAGUGUUCAUCAAGUUUAUUCAUGUUGCACAGAAGCUCCACCAGCUGCAGAAUUUCAACACAUUAAUGGCAGUGAUAGGAGGUCUCUGUCACAGUUCCAUUUCCAGGCUCAAGGAAACAAGCUCAUGUGUUCCUCAUGAUGUAAUUAAGGUGUUUAAUGAAAUGACAGAAUUGCUUUCAUCUUACAGAAAUUAUGAUAGUUACCGACGUGCCUAUAACGAGUGCAGUAACUUUAAGAUCCCAAUCCUUGGAGUCCACCUGAAAGACUUGAUAUCCCUUUAUGAGGGCAUGCCAGACUACUUGGAGGACAAAAAAAUUAAUGUAUACAAACUAUAUUCUCUCUAUAACCACAUAGAUGAGCUGAUACAACUCCAGGAAAUGCCACUUCCCCUGGAGGCUAAUAUGGACCUUGUUCACUUGCUUACACUGUCCCUUGAUCUUUACUACACAGAAGAUGAAAUUUAUGAACUUUCGUAUGCACGAGAGCCACGAAGUCACCGAGCUGCUCCUAUGACGCCUUCUAAACCACCCGUAGUUGCAGACUGGGCCUCAGGAGUGGCCCCAAAACCUGAUCCGAAAACCAUCAGCAAACAUGUUCAGAGGAUGGUAGAUUCUGUCUUCAAAAAUUAUGACCAUGAUCAGGACGGAUACAUUUCCCAGGAAGAAUUUGAAAAGAUUGCUGCCAGUUUCCCAUUUUCAUUUUGUGUAAUGGCUAAGGACUGGGAAGGUCUGAUUAGCAGAGAUGAAAUAACAGCUUACUUCAUGAGGGCUAGCUCAAUCUAUUCCAAAUUAGGACUUGGCUUUGCUCACAACUUCCAAGAGACCACUUACUUAAGGCCCACUUUCUGCGACAACUGUGCUGGAUUUCUAUGGGGAGUCAUUAAACAAGGAUACAGAUGCAAAGACUGUGGGAUGAACUGUCACAAGCAGUGCAAAGACCUGGUUGUGAUAGAGUGCAAGAGAAGACCCAAAACUUCAGUUGCAGACAGCAGCCCAACAUCUGCUCUUGCUUCAAGCCUCUGCCCAGUAGGAGUUAAAGAACAAUUCCCUGGACAAGAAGAAGGAUCAUUCACCUUUCCUAAUGGAGAAGUAGUGGAGCACAGUGAAGACAGCAAGGAUAGAACCAUUAUGCUCAUGGGUUCCUCAGCUCAGAAAAUCUCCGUGAGACUGAAACCAGCUGUGAUUCAUAAAAGUACACAGACUGAUCCUGUACUGCUGGCUGGUGAUGUAUCUCGUAAGCGGAGAGAGAAGAAAGAACACAGGAUGCCAGAAAAUCCCUAUCUCCAGGCAGCUCCAGUAUCCACGUUUCCAAGCCCAAUCCUAGGCCGCAGAAAGGCAUUUGUUAAAUGGGAAAACAAGGACUCCAGCCAGAAAAUGAAGGAGGAGCAGCACAGCUGUAAACCCUCAUACCAGGAACUUGAGCAGGAAAGGAAUAUUCUAAAGGCAGACAAUGAAGGUUUAAAGAUCCAGCUGGAACAGGCACACAAAACUAUUGAAUCUCUCACAAUCCAGAAAAGAAACAAUGUAGUUGAUGGUCUACAACACAGAGACUGCUCCUAGCAGAUGAGAGAAAAAUCUUCUAUGGAAUAGAAGAAUGUAUGACUGAAAGAGGGGCUGUGAUAAAGCUGCUUACCAAGUGAACUGGAGAGAGAAUCUGAAGGAUAUUAAGUGGAAAUGUUCUCUUCACUCAACACAUUUCCCUUUUAAACAUGCACUCCCAAAUGUAUAAAAUAAUUUUGACCUUGUAAGGAAAUUCUGCAUUAUCUGUGCAAUGAAACUAGUAUCUUCUGGGUUUGCUUUUAAAAGGAGUGAGAGUGUUGUUGAAGUCUCUAUUCCUGUUGAAGACCAUAUUGAUUUCCCUGUGACUUACUUGGCUGCCAGCAGCAUACCUUACUGUACAAAUGUUCUGAAAAAGUAGCUAUUCAUAAGACUGGGUCACCUCAAAUUUACUCCAAACUCAGUUUUAUACAAACAAAUGUUUCAUGAAGCUGAGUAAGUGGAACUGUAGGAAAACAAUUCCUUCUUGGAGCUGAAACCAAUUAAAAACAUUAAGUGAACGUCACAUUUAAUUCAAAAAUUAACGAGAAAAUUAAAGUAAGUAGCUAAGCUAAUGAUAUUUGAUUGAUCCAUACACUUUAAGAUAAACUGACAAAAUUUUUAAGCAUCUUUCAGAGCUUUAGAAGUUCUGCUGCUUAAACAAUUACCUUUAUUAAAGUAACAAGUGAGACUAUAGAGACUUGACAUUGAAUACUGCUUCCAUGCCAUGACUUGGAACAUUUAAUUCCACUUAUUUGGUUUAAGGGGUAACUUGUCCUUACAACAAGUUAUCCAUACAGUAGAUAUGGGACAAGAUUGAUUAUAUUUCUCUCACAUCAAAGUAGGUGCCAUUGUUGAGCACAACCUUUAGAGCCAUAUUAUGAGGGAAACUGUACAGCAAUCCCUGUGCAACAGCUACUGCAUUUCAGAGCUCCUAACAAGAUUUCUCCAUUUUCUCUCUCCUAGAUUUCACAUGCACUUUACAUAAAGAGUCAAGAUGAGUGUGCUCCUAUGUCUGUAAAUUUUGUAUAGUAAAAGGUGCAAGGGAGGUAACUUAAAGACACAAAGUGUAUAUAUUGUUAAGAGAAAAUAAAACAGUCUUUCAAGUUACUGAUAAAUCUACUUCUCAAAAUAGCCUAUUUGAAAAUUGCAUUUGCAUUCCAAGAGAAUAUGUACACUUAGAGUUGUAUAUUUGUCAUCACACAAACAUCAUAAACAAAGUCCACUUAAUGCUCAAUACUUCUAAAUUACCAGUUCCAUUAUACACUGAAAUUUAGUCAAUGACAAUAGUAUCUGCGCUUUGUGUUCAAAGUGGCAUAAAUAAACAUUCCAUCCACAAUUUACAGUCAUUAUCAACUAUACAAAUGCUUUAUUUAUGAAGUUAAUUUGAAUGUACUUGCCAGUUUAGUGAUUCAAAAUUGUCUGGAAAUUGGAUUGUGCUUGCAACUCUCUGUAUAAGUAAAAACAAAUGGAGGGGAAGAGUAGUAGUAGUAGAUUUUCUGUAACAUUACUGUAAAUAACUGAAAUGCAUAUAAAAAACAGCUCUGAAGACUGUGCAGCUUUUUAAACUCGUACACUAAACCUGAAUUAACAAGUAACAUGGGAUUGCACUUUGGUCAGUGAGGCAAUCAGAAUGGCUGUCAGGUCAUGUCUGCAAACUUGUAGGCAUUUAGCAAAUAAAUGUCUGUUUCUACAACUAUUAUGAUAAAAGUUGAAUAUAUUUUCACUUAUUUAAAAGAUACCCCAGAGGAGCAGCUAAGCCUCAUAAAUUUUGUUGUACAGCCAAGGUAAGUGCUCACUGGUGGUCCAAACUCUGGAUUUGAAUAGAAUUUGUGUGUAUACAUAAUCUUUGUCUAUGAUGGAAUGUGGAGUUCAUGAACAUAACCUCGUAGUUAAAAGCAAAAUGCCCUAACAUGAGCAGCUAGCCCAAAGGCUACUGUAUACCUAACUACUUAAUACUCCAAACUGAGUUAUGACCACAGAUUUGUACAGUCCUAAGUGUUAAGUUAAUGUUUCUCUGUGACGAUUGCUUGUUAUUUAAAAAGGAGCUGUUUGCAGGAAUGUCGUUCAGAACAAGUGUGCAGUGCUUCAUGUGUGCUGAAAACUUCCUGCUUCAAAGAAGUCAGCUGAUACCUGGAUAACUUCAGAGCUCUCUACGUACCUUCAGGUUCUCUAUUUGCCUAAAGCCCCUAAGUUGUCUCCUUCCUCACCACUCAACCCCCCCACCUUUUUUUUUUAUUUUCUUUUUUUUUUCCCUAAAGUGCUGUUAGUCCCUUCUUUUCUUCUGGGACUUCCUUUUUCCCGUAUGAAAGACUUAACAGUGGAACCUGACUACAGGGAAACUGUUAAAACUGACAAUGCUACCCAGAAAGAAUCACUUGCCUUUGAGUUAAUCUUCAAGUUGCCUUAUGUUAGGAAAAAGAGACACAAUUAAAAGUGCUGUUUAGAAGUCAUGUUAUCAAACAGUGAUACUGAAAUUUACCUUGUCAUGGCUAAGUCAAAUGGAAACCCUGUUCUCAAAUGGAACUUCCUCCUCUAGGUCCAGCUCUACUUACAAGAAGGCAGAAAGAACAAACUUCAUUCCCCAUUAUUUUUUAAGUGUGAAUUCGGAUUGUUUAAAGUAAAUAGACUGAGUAGUAUCAUAAUUUACAAGGCAGGGCUACUGUUCAUAUUCAGGUUAAAUACAAUUGCUGUUAGAUUAUCUCAUAUAUGUUUUGGAAAUAUGUUUUUGUUCUAGCAGCAUCUGUUAUUUUGUUGUAACUGACCUCCAUGGCAACUUGAAAAAGUUUAAUGCUGUCUGAGAAGAUUGAAAAAGUGUACAGAUUGUAAAGAUUUUAUAUAAAUAGUAAGACUUUGGUUUAAUAUUUAUGAUAGAAAAAUAUUAAAAUUUCAUUUCAUGCUGCCUCUGA